Molecule: messenger RNA, 4393 nt
Organism: Spodoptera litura
Lineage: Eukaryota; Metazoa; Arthropoda; Insecta; Lepidoptera; Noctuidae
Gene: fwe
Product: calcium channel flower
Biological process (GO): vesicle-mediated transport
Cellular component (GO): membrane
Source: RefSeq, a predicted model, not a curated record
AAUAUCAAAGUACGCAAAGAAAACAAUCCAUAUCUUAGUUGACUUGACAGGUGACAGGGCAGUGAAUUGAUUUUUUCGAAAAUGUCGUUAACAGACAAACUUUCCAUGCUUAUGGCCCGGCCGGGCGGCGACAAUGCUCAGAAAGAUGACGUGCCUUGGUGGAUGCGCUACGCUGGUCGGGGAGUUGGAACAGUUGGCGGCUUCAUUGCCAUAAUCCUGGGUCUGCUAAACUGCAUCAGUAUCGUACUGCUGGAUGUAGGGUGCCUCAUAGCCGGUAUCUGGCAGAUGUUGGCCGGGUUCAUAGUGAUAGUGUGCGAGGCUCCGUGCUGCUGCUUCUUCAUAGACUAUGUCCAGACCCUCAGCGAUAAGAUGGAGACGAGGCCUUAUUGGAACAAGGCUGCUUGUUAUGUUGGGCUCUCAGUCCCACCAUUCUUCAUGUGUUUCAUAAGCAUGAGCACGUGGUUCGGCAGCGGUCUGAUCUUCGCCACCGGCAUUAUCUACGGAAUGAUGGCGUUAGGCAAAAAAGGAUCUAUAGAAGACAUGAGGACGUCGGCGGCGAACUUGGAGGCGGGAUCUGGUCAGCCAACGAGCGCCCCGCGUGCCAACCUCGUCACGAAUGAACAGCCUGUCAGCUUCACCGGCGUCCCCGUGCGCAACUGACCUUAUAGUCCUCGUACCCCGUGAGUCUCCUACUUCCUUAUGCGCUCCUGGUACUCCCGAACGCGCUCACCAUGAACUCUUUGGUACUUAGACAUUUGAACAAGCCUUUUUUACUGAUUUCUUAACAGAUUUUAACUUCUGUUCCGUAGGCAUAAGGAUGGCAUUAAAAAUAAAAAUAUCUUAUGUUUUCUGCUGACGACAUUUGCCAUUCCUCCAACGUAAUAAGAGUCAAAAUCUAUUGCACGAACAGCAUAAAAAGUUUGUUAUUAUGAACGGAGUACUGUCUUUCAAAUCUUUUUCCUAUUUGCACGACAAGGACAGGUAUAUUAAAGCCAAAGUAACGUGCAUUUAUCUUUAAUUGUCUUACUAAUUGGUAACUUAUUGACGUAGACAUAAGGUUCAUCUUCCAUUAACAAAUGCGUUUAAAACUUUCAAGAGUUCAUGGUGAUGUGUUAAUGACGUGCAAUUUCCUUGAUCAAUAUUUUUAUCGUUGUUGUUGUGACAGAGUGCUUGUUUUAUACCUAUUUAUAUUUUCUAGCUAAAUAUACUGAAAAUGUUUGUUCUUCAUAAUUAUUGUUAUUGUUCGUUCGUAGUAUAUUGGAGCGCAUACUAAAUCUUACAAAGACUUUAUCAAUGUCUCUCAAUGGUGCAAGUUGAUGAAGCUUCUCCAGUAGAGAUGUAGAGCAAUAUUCACAAUAAAAACUCCUUAGUUUAGUGUUGCCAAUAAAAACCAGUGUCCUCCAUACAAAAUAAUAGUAUUGCCAACAAUAUAAUUUGAGUCUGCUUGUAGAUAGUUAAUAUUUUCGUCUAUGGUAACAUUAAAUAUGUAUGAUAUCCAGUUAUUUGUUAUAUUAUAGAGGUUUAUGAACUAAGCACAUAUUAUAGACAUAUUGUACCAUAUCGCUUGGCCCAUAAGAGGAGAUUUAAACUAAAAUAGAUAUUAUAUCGGUUGCAAUAGAGGCUCUUUUUCAAUAAGUGGUCUUUGUAAUAACAUGUUCAUAAUAAAGGACCAAUGCAUUUGAAAUCUAUUUAAAUGAACCUCAAAAGAAGUUUUUUUAGGAAAAUUAUUUAUUUAUAUGAUCUUAAUGGCUGAUCAAGUUAUUAUGGAGUGGCUUCAAAACUAAAGUAUUAAGGGAAAAUAUAUCUAAUGUUAUAGAGUUACGUCUCAUAUUCAUAUUAAUCGCUACGUCAAUUUUGAAGCCAGACGUUAUAUUGUAAGGAGGAAUUCUUGUACUGUAAACGAAUGCGCAUCAAAUUAAACAUGGACUAGUAUAAACUGACCUUGCAUUGUGUGGAUUUUUCCGGUCGUAACAGGUCAAUUUCUACUAGACAUUUUUAAGUUGAUAAAACAUCAUUUGUGUGUUGUUCUAAGACCCCUAAAAUCGUAACUUUCAUAUUUAUUAUUAUUUUUUGUAAGGAAGCGAUUUGUGGACGUAGUCGAGGGCUGUUAAUAGUGUAAUAAAUUGUUUAAUGUUUAAUUUAUUUGGGAAACAGUGCAACAUGACUUUUGUUUUGAGUUUUAUGACGCAAAUCUGUUGUUUUUGAGGAUAAGAUGAGAUAGGAAUUACAUUUAGAUACAGUUUAAUAAGUAACAGUUGGACAAUUUCGAAAAAAUACAGUUUGGAACUUGUGGCUAUCGUUUUUUGAUGACGCUGAUGGCGCUCUUGUCGAUUAAAAUCCUUUUGGUCUAAUGACCGUUUUCAGUUAAUUAUGUGCACACAAAAGCGAUAAUUUUCCUUAUCUUAAUUGUAAUUGCUACUCAUUUUCUAUCUUUACAAAAAGUCAAGCGUCUAACAUGCAUACAUAUCCUCUAAACUGGCUGGUAUAGAUAUUUAUUUUAAUUAGAAAAUCAUAAUUUCAUGAUUAUUAACAAAAUCAUAAUUAAUAUUGCUCAUAUUUCGGUGAUUAUUUUUAUUUAAAUUAUUAAUUUAGAAUUUGAUGGUAACGCGGCCAUUGUGUAAACGAUUUUGAUUCCAAAAUUAAAUAAUAAUGUUAUAGCAUAAUACAUAGUUAGCGAAAUUUUCUUGACAUUGGUGUAAAGUGUUUACUAUAGGGUCUAUUAUCGUAUAGCUACGCCUUCUUUCGUGCAAUACUUCAUCAAUUCUUAUGAUGGUGUGAUUAUUUUCGGCAGCAUUUUGUUUGAAGGUAUUAAGACAAGGAUUCUUUGCGUUUAUCAAUGAUUUUUACUACGACGAAGCCUGAAAAAGGCUAGUCGUUUUAGAAUCCAAAUAUCAAUUGUAUGCAUUCCGAAAAUCGUACUGAAUUUUAUGGGUCUUUCCUUUUCAUGUCUUAUAUAUUCUAGAUUAUGUAUGUAUAUCUUGCAUGCUUUUAGAACGUAGUUCCUUAUUGCAUUGUUACGACAGUGUCAAUUUGUUGGAACAAAUAUUUCGGUAAUUAUGGUAUUUAGUAUAGUGUGGGGUCGCACUCAAGUUCUAUACGAUUAUAAUGUUAUAAAUAACCCCAGCCAGAUAUAUCGUCGAGAUAGUAUAGAUAUUAUCUACUAGAAAUCUUGUAAUACGUGUUUUAGACGGUUACUACUAGAUUCGGACAGUUAAACGACUAGUUUUAUAGGUCUGAUGAUUUUCUUGACUGGUAACACAUUGCGUUGAGCUGUCAAAUGAUUUGUGACCUUAUGAUCUCGUGUAAAAGGUCGAUGACAAUUUGGGCGGAAGUUUGAAUAUUAUCCGAUCGAAUUUCGAAUGUGUUGCCAAGUCCAAUAAAUAAAACAGCUACGUAAUUAGUUGUUGCAACUAACAAUAAUUAUAUUUAAAACAUAUUGAACACAUUAGAAAUAGAAAUUGUUCUAUAACACAAUUUAAAUAGAUAAAAUUAUAACUGUUACUGCAAUUGCAAGAUAUUUUUGUAAAAUUACAAUAUAGAACGCCACAGUGACUGCAUAAGUAUUAUUGUGUAUAAGAAAGGCCCUAGUCUUAGGUAAUAUUUUGCUAGUUUUAACAUUUUUGCUCACACACCCAAUAUUUUAGUGCAAUAAUUUUUAUUUGAAUUUAUUUGAUGGUGUUGCCAGUAACAGGAUUUUAAAAUGAAUUUAUAAACUUGCAACACAAUGGAAUGUUUGAUAAUGUAACAUUGUGCUUCCUUAUUUACAUUGAUUUUUUUACAAUUAAAUACAUCAUAAUUUUUACAUGCAUCGAUUAAUUUAUGUAUAUUAAGCGAAUUAAUUGUUAAAAUAAGAAUUUACGUUGAGAUUGUAUAUAGUAUAUGCUAUGAUUAAAUUAAUAAGUUGAGAUACAUUCUUGCUUAGCCUAAACACUUACAACUUUGUUAAAUGUUCAGUUAGACAUGUUAUCCAAGAUCGUUACUAGUUAUGUUGCCUGUAUACUUAGAGUUAGUGCAGAGAUAAAAAUAGCAAUAAACUACAUAGCUAUACGAACCUCCUUUUUAAAAUUAAGGUCCCGAUUCUACUCACUUAAUCUGUAAUGCUAAGAUACCAGAAUAGGGGCCUACCAUAUUUCAAGAUGGCGGAAUAGUUGUUUCCCGCCAAAACUAUAACCAAACUUUUGAAGCAGUUACGUAGUUUUUUCAGCAUUUUUUCAUUCAGCAUCAGUAUAUAUUAUUUGUCCCUGCACUGAAACUCAAGUAAUGAGUAGUAAAAGUUGUUUGUAACUUUAAAAUAAGUAUACAUAGUUGUAUAGUGUAAGUGGUUGCAGUUGUUUCUUGUCAAGUUAAUGUUAUAUUUAGGAAAGCAUAUCUGUAAUAAAUGUGUGUAUAUUGA